Messenger RNA from Carcharodon carcharias (great white shark), 4865 nucleotides. Its product is annotated as gastrula zinc finger protein XlCGF8.2DB-like. Bases 2326 to 3252 code for a protein of 308 amino acids. Gene Ontology annotation, biological process: regulation of transcription by RNA polymerase II. Gene Ontology annotation, molecular function: RNA polymerase II cis-regulatory region sequence-specific DNA binding; DNA-binding transcription factor activity. Lineage: Eukaryota; Metazoa; Chordata; Chondrichthyes; Lamniformes; Lamnidae. The record is from RefSeq and is a predicted model, not a curated record. The transcript is spliced from 3 exons.
AAGUACCUUCACUUCAUAUCAACUUGUUCACUCCGACAAGAGACUUUUUAAAUGUUUUGACUGUUAAAAGUGCUUUAAAAGCAGAACGAUUCUGUUGAUAUACCAGCAAGUUUACAACGGGGGGGAAGCCAUUCAUCUGCUCCGAGUGUGAGAAGGGAUUCACUCAAUUAAUCCAGGUCACUUCACAUUAACGUGUUCAUUCUGAAAAGAGACCUUUUAGAUGUCCUGAUUGUGUGAAAAGCUAUAAAAGCAAAUUGGAUCUGCUGACACAUCAGUGAGUUCACACUGGGGAGAGACUGUUCACCUGCUCCGUGUGUGGGAAGGGAUUCAUUCACCCAUCCCUCCGGCUGAAACACCAGCGAGCUCACACUGGGGAGAGGCCGUUCACCUGCUCCAUGUAUGGGAAGGGAUUCAGUCAUUCAUCCACCCUACAGGCACACCAGCAACUUCACAAGUGACUUCCAGGGUUGGAUUCUGCUGUUACUGCUGCUGUAAAUCACUACCAGGAUUGAACCACGCUCAUUCUCACAGUUGGGGUUUGUUUUAGCUGAUGUUACUAACCCCUGUAAUUGGGCUGGAGUUCAAUAAAGGUUAAAUAAAUCAGUUUUGUGUCAAAUACACAGUGCUCAAGUCUAUGAUUUCUCUACGAUAAGAGGAGACUGACUGAUGUUCUGUUACUGACUUUUCUGGUCUUGGUCCUUUUCUGCUUUGCUGAUGGAAGACUUCUAUUUAUAUAGCACCUUACACAGCUUCAGGGUGUUCCAAAGUGCUUUACAGCCAGUGAGGUCUUUUUGAAGUGUGGUCAAAGAGAUUCCUCUCUCAUGGUUAUGAUCUCGAGAGAAGCAAAAAUGAGUCAAGCGAGACCUUGAAGACUGCAACACAAACAACAAACUGGUCCUGUGUGGGUCAAGACUCCGGGUACAGAUUGACAGAGAAACACAAACAACAAACUGGUCCUGUGUGGGUCAAUACUCUGGAUACAGGGUGACAGAGAAACACAAACAAUAAACUGGUCCUGUGUGGGUCAAGACUCCUGAUACAGGGUGACAGAGAAACACAAAAAACAAAUUGAUCCUGUGUGGGUCAAGACUCCUGAUACAGGGUGACAGAGAAACACAAACAACAAACUGGUCCUGUGUGGGUCAAGACUCCUGAUACAGGGUGACAGAGAAACAUAAACAACAAACUGGUCCAUGUGGGUCAAUACUCUGGAUACAGAGUGACAGAGAAACACAAACAACAAACUGGUCCUGUGUGGGUCAAUACUCUGGAUACAGGGUGACAGAGAAACACAAACAACAAACUGGUCCUGCUUGGGUCAAGACUCCGGGUACAGGCUGACAGAAACAGAAACAACAAACUGGUCCUGUAUGGGUCAAGACUCCGGAUACAGAGUGACAGAGAAACACAAACAACAAACUGGUCCUGUGUGGGUCAAGACUCCGGAUACAGAGUGACAGAGAAACAUACACAAUAAAUUGGUCCUGUGUGGGUCAAGAUUUUGGGUACAGGGUGACAGAGAAACACAAACAAUAAACUGGACCUGUGUGGGUCAAUACUCUGGAUACAGGGUGACAAAGAAACACAAACAACAAACUGGUCCUGUGUGGGUCAAAACUCCGGAUACAGGGUGACAGAGAAACACAAACAACAAACUGGUCCUGUGUGGGCCAAGACUCCGGAUACAGAGUGACAGAGAAACACAAACAACAAACUGGUCCUGUGUGGGUCAAGACUCCAGGUACAGGGUGACAGAGAACAAUGAUAUUGGAGGGAGAAGAUUUGCAGACAGGAGGCUCCAAACAAAAAUCUUGGCCCGAUUUUACAAACAGAGGGUCGCAUUUCCCGGUGAGGUGGAGGGCUGAAGAAUUGGGGCUGUGAGCUCCGAGGCAGCAAUGGGGGAUUUGGAGCAGAGACUCAGCCUGGACAGUCCUGCCAUUGGGUUCAAGGCUCCAGGACACGAUAUUAGAAGGGGAAGAUUUGCAGACGGGAAUCUCAAUCCAAAUAUCACAUAAAGAUCUGACAGAGUCACUCGAUUCAUCAGGACCUGAAUAUCAUCGGUCUUGGAAUGUGGAAGGAGAAAUGUUUGUCUGUUCUGUUUGUGGGAGAAGAUUUCAAACAUAAGUGUGACUGGAAAAGCACCAAGACACACACACCUAAGUCAGAGUGUUCCAGUGAACUAACUGUGGAAAGAGCUUUAACCAGCUACACAGCCUGAAAAAAUAUCUCACCAUUCACAGCGGGGAGAAACUGUACAUGUGUUCUCUGUCUGGAUGAGGCUUCAACUGAUUGUCAAGCCUGGAGAGACGCAGGAACACUUGCACCAUGGAGAAACCAUGGAAAUGUGAGGACUGUGGGAAAGGAUUCAAUCGUCCAUCCCAACUGGAAAACCAUCGACGCAGUCACACUGGGGAAAGGCCGUUCACUUGCCUCGAGUGUGGGAAGGGAUUCACUCAGUUAUCCAGCCUGCGAAGACACCAACAGUUACAUACUAAAGAGAGACCAUUCACCUGCUCCGAAUGUGGGAAGGGAUUCACUCAGUCAUCCCACCUGCUGACACACCAGCAAGUUCACACUGGAGAGAGACCAUUCACCUGCUCCAAGUGUGGGAAGGGAUUCACUCAGUCAUCAAACCUGAUGACACACCAGCGAGUUCACACUGGAGAGAGACCAUUCACUUGCUCCAGGUGUGGGAAGAGAUUCACUCAGUCAUCCAACCUGCUGAAACACCAGCGGGUUCACACUGGAGAGAGGCCGUUCACCUGCCCUGUAUGUGGGAAAGGAUUCACUGGGUCCUUUGUCCUGCUGAGACACCAGCGAAUUCACACUGAGGAGAGGCCAUUCAGCUGUACUUCCUGUGGAAAAGGAUUCAGGUCUUCAAUCCACCUCAGUGUACACCAGCGAGUUCACACUGAGGAGAGGCCAUUCACCUGCACGGUAUGUGGGAAAGGAUUCACUGGGUCCUCUGUCCUACUGAGACACCAGCGAGUUCACACUGGGGAGAAACCGUUCACCUGCUCCGAGUGUGGGAAGAAAUUCAAUCAGUUAUCCAACCUGCUGACGCACCAGCGAGUUCACACUGGAGAGAGGCCAUUCCACUGUACUUCCUGUGGAAAGAGAUUCAGGUCUUCACUCCACCUCAAUGUACAUCAGCGAGUUCACACUGGAGAGAGACCAUUCACCUGCUCUGAGUGUGGGAAGGGUUUCAUACAGUCAUCCCACCUGCAGAGACACCAGCGGAUUCACAAGUGAUUUUAGGGGAUGAAUUCUGCUGAAAUCACAUCCAGGAUUGAACCGUGUUCAUUCUGACAGUUGUGGUUUGUUUCUACUGACGUUAAUAAUCCAUGUAACUGGGCUGGAUUUUAAUAUUCUGGAUCUAUCGCUAAUUUUGUUCUCGAGGCUGCAGUGUCUCUUUAUGAACCGCCGUCUCAGAUCUUUCCCCAUAAUUCAGGAAGUCUCAUCAGAAGUUAGUUUCCAACAAGAUUCUGAACUUUUACUUCAUUCCCAAUUGAUCUUUGUUACGAACUGCACAAUUCAGUGUCUUGAGAGGUUUUGAUCAAGUGGAUAUGGAGAGAAUGUUUCCUCUUGUGGGGAAGAGCAUAACUAGAGACCAUCAGUUUCAGGUAGUCACCAAGAAAUCCAAUAGGGAAUUCAGAAGAAACUUCUUCACCCAAAGAGUGGUGAGAAAGUGAAACUGGCUACCCCAGGGAGUGGUUAAAGUGAAUAGAAUAGCUUUGUUUAGUUGGAGAAGGCGCAAUGCGUGGAUGUGUUUUUUUUUGCAAAGGACAGGGCCCUAUGUGUGAAUAUAUGUAGCUUCUAGCACGUGUAAGUGAGCCACACUGUGAGCCCGAUUGAUCAUCUUAAAUUGGUUGUUAGUGUAAUUCUUAGCACAAUCAGGAUUGUUUAGUAAGUGUUGUCCAAUCAUGGAAUCACAUCUAAUAUUAUUUAAGGGGAAACUAGACAAGCACAAGAGGGAGACGAGAAUAGAUGGUUACGAUGAUAGAUUUAUGUGAAAUGACGGGAGGAGACUUUCAUGGAGCUAAGGACACUAGCAUGGACUGGUUGGGCUGAAUGGCCUGAUUCCAUGUAUCAGAGGUAAUUACACUCCUGAAGGAUCUGGUUCUAACAUUUAGACUAUACUAUAUUCCUAGACUGCCUAACCAGCAGAAAUAAUUAACAUUUACCCUCUGUUCCCCUUAAUGUGCUCAAUUCUGCUUUUACUGUCGCUGUUAAUCACAUCCAGAGCUAGACCAUGUUCAUUCUAACUGUUGGGGUUUAUUUCUAUUGAUGUUGAUAAUCCCUGUAAUUGGGCUGGAGUUUAAUGUCUUGAUGUCUGUUAAAUAAACCAGCUUUGUUUCAAAAACACAGUAUGUUGAGUCCUUGAUUUCUCCAGGAUAAGAGAUGAAUUUAUAUCCUGUUUCUGACUGCUCCAUUUUUGGAUCUUUUCUCCUUUCUAAUUCUAGAUCAUUUCAGUUCUCAUAACCUUUGGUUACUCUCAUGGACAAUUUCCAGCUCACACUACCUCCCUGAGAGCCUCUCUUCACCAUGGGAUCCAGGAAAGAAAUGAGUAUUGAAAAAUAAAAAUAAUAAUCCAUACUUUUCCAAGUGCCAAUUGAUUAUUGGAUUAUUGUCUCCAACUUUUGCCCACCACUGACGUGAAGAUGAUUGUCCUGUAAUUGCUGUGUUUUUGAACAGGGGAACAGGGGUGUAACAUUUACAAUCUGUCAGUCCUUUGACACCACUACAAUAUAAGGAGGAUUGGAAGAUUGUGACCAGAGCCUCCACAAGUUCCAUCUGAAGGGUGCUGUCUCUGACAGUGCAGCAGUCCUUCAGUGUCACCCUGGAGUGUCAGCCUAGAUAAUGUG